UUUCCGCGAGAAGUGCUAUAAUAGCUGACAUGAAGAUUUUCGCCAGAAGGACGAGCAGGAGCACCAUCCAUAUUCAGAUUUUGAAAGUAUUCACUGGUAUCAGCAUGAGAAGCGGUAGGAUAGCUGACAUUAAUGAUACCGUUUCCACUGGAAGCUCCAGGAUAGCUGACUUGAAGAUUUUCACGAGGACGAACAGGAUGAAAGUAGACGCUAGUAUUAUCACGAGGAGCACUGGGAUAGCUGACUUGAAUAUUUUCUCCAUAAGCACGAGCAACAGGAAAAUAGGCACUAUUAUUGACAUGGUGAGGAGCUCUAUGAUAGGCAGGAAUAGCUAA
Molecule: messenger RNA, 335 nt
Organism: Meloidogyne enterolobii
Lineage: Eukaryota; Metazoa; Nematoda; Chromadorea; Rhabditida; Meloidogynidae
Source: the annotation of a GenBank genome assembly